Xiphophorus maculatus (southern platyfish) is the source of this 3234-nucleotide messenger RNA. It is a transcript of the gene ptprr, whose product is annotated as protein tyrosine phosphatase, receptor type R. The transcript has 16 exons. Lineage: Eukaryota; Metazoa; Chordata; Actinopteri; Cyprinodontiformes; Poeciliidae. Gene Ontology annotation, biological process: protein dephosphorylation. The coding region runs from base 339 to 2477 and encodes 712 amino acids. Gene Ontology annotation, molecular function: protein tyrosine phosphatase activity. The record is from RefSeq and is a predicted model, not a curated record.
UUUCUCCUCCCCUUCCUUCUGUCUCCCCUCUCCCAUCGCCAGCCUCCACCUGAGCGUCAUCUUUCCUCAUUAUCUCCCAGACACGGAUGGAAAUAACCCGUCUCAGUUCGGAGCCGCCACCGCCUCCACCACUACCUCAGACCGGCUGUUCCCCCGUCGCUCAGGCCGCUGCAGGACACUGCAGGGCGGGGAACGAGCGGUAGGAGCCCCGGCGGCGGUGCUGCGACGGCUGCUUUCAGCGUAAGCAAGCCUCUUCUGCUGUCCUUGAUGUUCCUUGACAGCGCUAAGAGGAGCUUCAGAGAGGCAAUUUGUUUGAAUCUGACCCACAGAAAGGCAGCAUGAACCGCAGCAGACGAAGAGGAGAAGGAGGCUUCACCAUGUUUUUCUCGCUGUGUUUAAUUUGGACACAGCUGCUGAUCCCAGAGUAUUUCGCUGGCGGUCCGUUCCCGACUCACCGUCCGGGUCGGCACACUCUGAUCACUCAGAGAGAUGCGAAUGAGCUGCCGGAGUCUCGUUCCCACCUCCAUCUCCAUCGCCACCACCACCAGCACCAGAACCAGAACCAGAACCAGAACCAGUACCGGUUGGCCCGGCCCGAGUCUCGGCUUCAACACAAACUCGGCGCCCGGCAGAGCUUGGACCUGCUGGAGCAGCUGCAUCAGGAUGUGGAGCCGGACCACUUCGGCUGGCGUGUUGUACCUGGGGAAUAUGUGGUUACCAUGUACUUGGCUGUGGGAGUGAGGAGGCUGAACAUCAGUCACCUCCUGUGGUUCCGGGACGGCGUAGCGGCGUCGCUCGGCAUCGCUCCUCAACACGUUCACAUCAACAAGCUGAACGCCAGAAACGGCAUCGAGCUCUUCGUCUCCUCUGAGAGGAGGGACAUCUUUGAGCUCCGCCCUGCGAAGGAGAUCGUCCAAUCACUGAACCGUAGUGUCCUUCAUCACCAUCUGGCCGACUUCGGCAUCACGGCGGUCAAACCGGAGUGCUGCAGAAACAUCCCAGACUCUUCCCCUUCGUCUCCGAAGAAAAACGUCCUGCAGGACGAUCAGAGGGAUCACGCACGGAGCAGAGAUGGCCUCUACAACGUUGUCCUCUUCUUCACCUUCUUCCUCAUCAUCACCACCUGCCUAAUGGUUUUGUACCGAAUGAAGCAGAAAGUUCCCGUUACUGAGAAGCAGCUCAAAGCUCCGCCCCCCGACCACGUCGUGAGUUUGACCCUCCCCCCCGACCCUCACAAGAGGUCAAAGGGCACCAAGGUUGUGACGUCAGAAAGUAUGGUCCAAUCUGAGCUCCCGCCAGCUGUAGCCACGCCCAUUCACCAGCAGCAGCCAAUCAGAGCCUGCCGCCGCCUCGCUCCUCCUGUCGUCCCUCUGCCCAGCCCUGUGCCAAUCAUCAACACCGACAGCCACACCCCGCCAACUAGUGUUCCCUCGGUAACGAGUGCUAACGAGCUGAAACCUUGCCCCUCCCCCUUCAGGAUGAAACCGGCUGCAGGCCUGCAGGAGAGACGAGGCUCUAAUGUGUCCCUGGUGCUGGACAUGUCGGCUCUCGGAUCGGUGGAACCCCUCAAUGUUUCCGUGGUAACCCCCAGAGAGGCGGCGGCCCGAGAGUACCUGCUGUCGGCCGGACGACCGCUGACACGGCAACAGCUUCGUGACGUCGUCAGCAACACGCACAAGCUGCACGUCGAGUUUGCUGAAAUCCCGAUGAAUUUUAUCGACCCUAAGGAGCUGGAUAUCCCAAACCAUGGCACUAAGAACAGAUAUAAGACCAUUCUGCCCAAUCCUCACUCCAGAGUGAUCCUGAAGUCAAAGAGCUGCAAUGAUCUACUGAGUUCCUACAUCAAUGCCAACUACAUAAGGGGUUACCUAGGCGACAGCAGGGCCUUCAUCGCCACUCAGGGCCCCAUGGUGAACACGGUGAAUGACUUCUGGCAGAUGGUGUGGCAGGAGGAGUCGCCCGUCAUCGUCAUGAUCACCAAGCUGAAGGAGAAGAACGAGAAGUGUGUCCUGUACUGGCCGGAGAAGAGGGGGAUCUACGGGAAGGUGGAGGUUCUGGUGAACGGCAUCAGGGAGUGUGAGCACUACGCAACCCGCAGCCUCACGCUAAAGUGCGGGAAUCAAACCCGCGUCCUGCAGCAUUACUGGUACACAUCGUGGCCCGAUCACAAAACCCCGGACUCGGCGCUGCCGCUGCUGCAGCUCAUGGCUGAUGUUGAGGCUGAGAGACGCACCGCCGCCUGCGUGGGGCCCGUCAUCGUUCACUGCAGUGCUGGGAUUGGCCGGACGGGAUGCUUUAUCGCCACGACGACAGGCUGCCGGCAGCUGCAGGUGGAGGGGGUGGUGGACGUGCUAAACAUCACCUGCCAGCUCCGAGCCGACAGAGGAGGUAUGAUCCAAACAGGUGAGCAGUACGAGUUUGUGCAUCACGCCCUGAGUCUGUUCGAGGCGCGACUGUCGGCUGAAUCCGGCCAGUGAGCUCCGACCUCGGCUGCUAACGGAAACGUCUUAUGAGCUUUGGAAGUUCUCUGCCACCAGCGGGAGACUCUGAGACGCUGAAGGGUGAUUAUAGUGAGCAGAGACUGGAGAAGAAAAGAGGGGAAGGUAAACGUCAACACUCGAGAUGCACCCCUUCUUCUUUUUUUCUUUUUUUUUUGGCGAUCAGUGGCACUCGAUGGACUUCUGUCGCCCAGCCGACUUGGGAUGGUUUUUAAAGAAACUGACUCGACACGUCUCUCUGUGUCUACUAGGAUUUUAAAUUCUUUUGUAAUGUGAUGUUCUUCUCAGAAAUCUAUUGGAAAAUGACUGUUACCUGGUUUAGUUUUAGCUGCUGUGGAAAUAUAUAUCCCUGUUUGUGCAAUUUACUCUGGAAUUUCAUCACAUGGAAAACGUCUUGUUUAACAACAGGGUUUACAUCAAGAAAUGUUUUACAUUCUUGCCGUCUUUAAUCAUGUUUACGUUCAUUCCCUUUUAAAAAUCCAAGUGGGAAAUCCACAGAAUAUUAUCCAAAACACAUUUUAUGAUAAUCAGUAAGUUGCCCGACAAUCCAAACCAUCAUUAAACCAUCUGAAAAUAUAGAAGUGAAUGAGUUAAAAUGUACCUUGUUUAAGAGUUUUUCUGUUUAAAUGACUAAAUUCAUUUUUCAGUCAUGUUUUAGUUGUUUUUUUAUGACAAACUGACAAAAAAUGGUGAGUCAGCCAGAUGGAAAAAGCUACCUAUAAAAAUCUAAGUAGCU